AUGUCAGUUUUUGGAUCACAGUCAGGUCUUUCCGAACAGACGCUAUCGGACGAAGAUGACAGCAAUGUCCCGAUGCAGAUUCUGGCAGAGACUAUAGAUAGACGAAAGACACAGAAUCGCAUCGCCCAGAGAAAGCACAGACAAAAACUCAAGAAGCGUAUCGAAGAACUAGAGCUGCAACUGGAGUGCGCAAACUUUAACUCCCGAUCGGUCGUUCCAAGAAUGUCACCUCACCCUAUACCAAUGCCUGCACCGUCGUGCUCGAAUUCAAGCGGGGAAAAUAUGUUACCCCAUUUUGACCACAUAGAGAAUCUCUUCACAAAGUCUAACGGUCACCUGGGAAGCUUUUGGAGUGCCCAAGAACUGAGCUCGUUGUCCGGCGUUUCGCUUCCACUUGGCCACAUCACGACGCCUAUACCCGCCGCAGACGUGUCACCAUUGCAAUAUCAGAACCUAACAGGUGAUAAUUCUCUUAAUAGAGGUAUCCCCCACACCUCAGCUCGCUGUGGCAUAGAACGACCGACAGCUUCUCUCUUGAUGACACCAACUACCGAAAUUAACGAGGUUCUCGCCGUGCCUGAUGCGAGUCGCAGGUCUUCUUUGCACCCGCUGAGUGACCCGGCAGAACUGGAUGAUCCAUCUACUCCUCCUUGCUCAUGGACCAUGGAGCGAAAGAUCGCCUACAUUAUCGAUUGCGCCAAGACGCUCGGCUUCCGCGACUUCGACUCGGUCGUAAAGACCUACUACACCAGCUCAUUUGAAGUCAUGUCUCGAGCCCAUGAUAUGCAGAGAGUUAGUAGAAUUCGUGGCCUCGGGUGUGUCCUUAGGACUAUCGAUGCCAGCGCCCAAGCCUGGCCACAUCACGAGAGCCAGAUCUACCAAGCCGAGAUUUUCAAAGCCGCCGAGCGUCUUUAUAGGGCUGAACUCCAGAGAGCCAUUGGCAGCGGAGCGCUGAUGGUAUUGGAGCAGCGCCAACGACUGAAGGAGGAUGAAAUGAAUGCGCCGGCGGCUAAGCUUACAUCUCAUAAGAGCGAACUCUUAUCACAGCUUCCAAACCUUUGGACGUUCUUACUGGAGCUCUCGGAAUGCAACCCUCCGACAUCCUUUACCGCGCUCCUACAUUACUACUUAUCCUAUCAGAAAGACGUAGCUUCCGAUCACAGGAUAUGA
This is a messenger RNA of Fusarium fujikuroi IMI 58289, 1170 nucleotides long. RefSeq lists its product as uncharacterized. The coding region runs from base 1 to 1170 and encodes 389 amino acids. Gene Ontology annotation, biological process: regulation of DNA-templated transcription. Gene Ontology annotation, molecular function: DNA-binding transcription factor activity. The record is from RefSeq and is a predicted model, not a curated record. The transcript is spliced from 3 exons. NCBI's taxonomy places the organism in Eukaryota, Fungi, Ascomycota, Sordariomycetes, Hypocreales, Nectriaceae.